Messenger RNA from Ictidomys tridecemlineatus (thirteen-lined ground squirrel), 973 nucleotides. RefSeq names its product olfactory receptor family 10 subfamily G member 6 (gene Or10g6). NCBI's taxonomy places the organism in Eukaryota, Metazoa, Chordata, Mammalia, Rodentia, Sciuridae. The record is from RefSeq and is a predicted model, not a curated record. Gene Ontology annotation, cellular component: membrane. Gene Ontology annotation, biological process: G protein-coupled receptor signaling pathway. Gene Ontology annotation, molecular function: G protein-coupled receptor activity; olfactory receptor activity.
UUCUGCUACUACUUUGGCAGAUGUGAACAGCAAAGAAAUGCAAAGUGGAAACCAGACCUCUGUGCUGCACUUCAUUUUGGUGGGCCUGCACCACCCACCGCAGCUGGGGCUACCGCUCUUCCUCGCUUUCCUUGUCAUCUACCUCCUCACCGUGUCUGGCAAUGGGCUCAUCAUCCUCACUGUCUUGGUGGAUGUCCGGCUCCACCGCCCCAUGUACUGGUUUCUAUGUCACCUCUCCUUCUUGGACAUGACCAUUUCCUCUGCUAUUGUCCCCAAGAUGCUGGCUGGCUUUCUCUUGGAUAAUAGGGCAAUCUCCUUUGGGGGCUGUGUAAUCCAACUCUUUUCUUUCCAUUUCCUGGGCUGCACUGAAUGCUUCCUUUACACACUCAUGGCUUAUGACAGGUUCCUGGCCAUUUGCAAACCUUUACACUAUGCUACCAUCAUGACCCGGAGUGUCUGCAACUACCUGGCUUUUGGCACUUGGCUGGGAGGGACCAUCCAUUCACUUUUCCAAACAAGUUUCAUAUUCCGGCUGCCCUUCUGUGGCCCAAACCGAGUUGACUAUUUCUUCUGUGACAUCCCUGCCAUGCUGCGUCUAGCCUGUGCUGACACCACCAUCAAUGAGCUGGUCACCUUUGUGGACAUUGGCUUCCUGGCCCUCACAUGCUUUAUGCUCAUUCUCACAUCCUAUGGCUACAUUGUGGCUGCCAUCCUGCGAAUCCGGUCAGCAGAUGGGCGUCGCAAUGCCUUCUCCACCUGCGCAGCCCACCUCACUGUGGUCAUUGUUUACUAUGUGCCCUGCACCUUCAUUUACCUGCGGCCUGGCUCACAGGAACCCCUGGAUGGGGUGGUAGCUGUCUUUUACACAGUCAUCACUCCCCUGCUCAACCCCAUCAUCUACACCCUCCGCAACAAAGAGAUGAAAGCAGCUUUACGGAGGCUGGGAGGCCUCAAGGAAGUGCAGCCUCACUGA